Ostrea edulis (European flat oyster) is the source of this 7555-nucleotide messenger RNA. RefSeq lists its product as uncharacterized. The coding region runs from base 156 to 4415 and encodes 1419 amino acids. Gene Ontology annotation, molecular function: protein tyrosine phosphatase activity. The record is from RefSeq and is a predicted model, not a curated record. Lineage: Eukaryota; Metazoa; Mollusca; Bivalvia; Ostreida; Ostreidae. The transcript is spliced from 23 exons. Gene Ontology annotation, biological process: protein dephosphorylation.
AAAGUUAUUUGUACAUAGACAACGUUCUAGUGAGUUUGUAUAAGAGGAGUCAAGAGUCAUUGUACAUCCCGUACAACUGAAUGCUCUCCAACAAGGAAGGAAGAAAAGUGAACUUUUUGUGAGAUAUAAUACUGACUUCUUGGUUCUCAUCCACAAUGUACAGACGUUGGGUAUAUAUGUGUCUUAUAUUCUAUCUUACUUUGGAAACUUCUGAUUCACAGUGUACUGACGACAAAACUUGUAAAUGUCACUGCAGUUGUUGUUCAAACUGCCUUGGAUUUUAUUGUUCGUCGUGCAACAGAGAAGGCUGGAGUGGUUCAACUACCAAUCAAUGUCAGAGAAAGAAUAUAGCUUAUAAUCAAACAACCACCCAAAUUUCAACAGUUAGGGACUCAAGCAAUGCAGUAGAUGAAGAUAGCUCAACAUAUUCCAGGACUCAAUCUGAGGAAAAUCCUUGGAUAAUAGUGAAUUUUGAUAAAAUCGAAAGAGUAAAACACAUGUUCAUAACACUUUCUGCAGGAUAUGGACAUAACUUUAUAGUAUAUGUGACGAAUUCGUCAAAUGAGAAUUUAAAUCAAGAAUCUUUCUGUGCUGAAACAUGGAAUUAUAAAAAACAGCGAUUGAAAUGGAACAUUACAUGUAAAAAUAACCAAGUAAUUACCGGUGAUCAAGUUCUACUAGAGAGAAAAACAAAUGGAGGAAGUUUGACCGUGAUUGAUAUCAAAGUGUUCCAAUGCAGCGCAGGUACCUACGGGUACUGGUGUAACAAGAUGUGCGUAAAGUGUUUGGACAAUCAAUGUGACGGAUUCACGGGAGUUUGCACAAAAGGCUGCAAGAGUGGUUGGUAUGGAGACAGGUGUGGCGUAGAGUGUCCCUCUGAAUGUGAAAGUGGUUCCUGUGACAGAUAUAAAGGGUGUACAGAUUGUCGUGAUGGCUACAACGGGGCUGACUGUAAUAAAUGCACAUCAGGUACUUAUGGCAAAAACUGUAGUUUGAAAUGUGUGAAUUGUGAUACAUAUUCUUGUAACAAUGUCAAUGGAUGUCAACAAUGUUGGAGUGGUUUCUAUGGACCGAGUUGUAAUAAGCCCUGUCCAGAAGGUUGCAGGAAUGAUGAAUGUGAUAAAGAAUCUGGACUCUGUUCUGUGGGAUGUAAAGACGGAUACAAAGGCUCGGAUUGUCAACAACCUUGUGACAGUCGAUGUGCAACUUGUGAUACAAACGAUGCAUGUAUUUCUUGUGUAGACGGAAGCUAUGGUCAACAAUGUGAACUAGUUUGUCCAGAAACGUGUGGUGGGAAAAAGUCUUGCGAUAGAAUCAACGGUCAGUGUCAUGAAUGCGUUGCUGGAAAAUAUGGUGGAAAUUGUACAGAGUCCUGUAGUAAGAAUUGUGUCUCUGCUGGCAUCUGUAAAAGGAAUGGGGAAUGUCUAAGUGGCUGUAUCAAUGGAUGGAUAGGUGCGAAAUGCGAUAAAAAUUGUCUAGAAAACUGUUCACAGUGUGUACUGUCUACGUCUGAAAUUGUGUGUGAAAAAUGUGACGAAGGACACUACCUAGACAGUGACAGGAAGUGUCAAAGCUGUCCAUCGAACUGUUUAUCGUGUGACAGUGAGUCGAAAUGUACCCGAUGCAAAGAAAGGUUUACUGGAAAUUUGUGUGAAAGUAAAUGUAACGUGAAUUGCAUUGAUGAUUUAUGUGAAAUUGAUGGCCGCUGUUUAUUUGGAUGUAGUAACAGGAAGCAUGGCAUUGGAUGUACCACGGAUUGUAGAGAGAAUUGUGUGCAUUGUUACAAUGGUAACAACUGUACACGAUGUUUACCGGGACAUUACGGAAUAUAUUGCACUCGUAAUUGUUACAGAAACUGUUACAACUGUACUUCAGGUUCAUAUGAUUGUGAAGCAUGUAAACCUGGAUUUUAUGGAAGUUACUGUGAGAACGGUUGUUCUUCUGAUUGCCUGACCUGUGACUCGGCAGAUUCAUGUACUUCCUGUAGAGAAAGCUGGUCAGGUAGCUCUUGUCAGUGUAAUUCAAAAUGUGCUGAUGGAUGUGGAAACAAUGGAAAAUGUUGGAAUGGAUGUAAAGGUUCUUUUUAUGGUGACUAUUGUGACACCCCCUGUCCAUUGGAUAGCUGUGAGAAAUGUGAUCAAACGUUUGGAAACUGUACAGAAUGCACGAAGGGGCGACACGGAAUCCAUUGUGAUAUGGAUUGUAGUGGGACAUGUCUGGAAUCCGCGUGUGAUAUCGCUGGUGGGUGUCUCCGGGGUUGUGUAGAGGGGUUUUCUGGGACAAACUGUGCUGAACAGAUGGAAGGUAUGGAAGAGAAUAAGGGUGUCCCGUUGUAUGCGUAUCCAUUGAUAGGAUUCCUGCUAGUAGCGACAGUUGUGGUCAUCGUGGUGUUAUUUGUAAGAAGAAACUUGCAGAAAAAGCAUAAAGUCUUAUCACCAUAUUUAGACAAAGAGAUGAAAGUGACUACGUUACUUACAGAAGAUGCCCCAGUCUAUGCAAAUAAUGACAUUCAACAUAGCGACAGUCCAGCAUUCCAGAAACGGUCUAUCUAUAAGGAAAAUUCGCCAUACAAUUUACGAGGAUCCCAAGCAUACCUUAUCGAGCUCGAUCCUAAUGACGUAGAUGAAAUCGACUUGCCGGUGCAUGCUGAGACAGACUAUUACAAUAUAAAAAUAACUCUCGUCCCGAUUGAUCAACUUUGGGAAAAUGUACAGGAAAAGAAAUUCAGGGGAGAAUUCGACAAGGAAUUCGAGACCAUUCCAAACGGGUUAUUAGACUCGUACAAAGAAGCCUUGAAACCUGAGAAUCGUUCUCGAAAUAGAUACAAGAAAAUGUAUCCUUAUGAUGUAUCCAGAGUAAUUCUGCAAAUAGAAAACGGAACCAGAAAUCUGGACUUCAUCAAUGCUAGCUUUGUAAAUGGUUUCGAAAAAGAAAAAGAAUACAUUGCAGCCCAAGGGCCCUUCACACCAGAAACUGUAUACGAUUUUUGGAGAAUGAUAUGGCAACAGAACUGUGGGAAAAUCAUAAUGCUUACAAAUCUUGAUGAAAAUAAAGUGAUGAAGUGCAAGAAGUAUUGGCCAGACACAGAAGAUGAAUAUGGCCAUUUUAAUGUAAAACUGGAGAAAGAAGACAUUUCGGCAAACUACACAAUACGAGAAUUUACAUUGUCUGCAGCAAGACAGACUCCGAAAGGGAAAGCAAAGAUCAUUACGCAAUACCAUUUCACCUCGUGGCCAGACAAGGGCGUGCCACGAAAUGUGACGUCGAUAGUAGAGUUUAGAAACAAAGUUAUCAGCUCUGCUGGGAAACUAAAUGGACCAAUGCUUAUUCACUGCAGCGCUGGCGUUGGCAGAACGGGAACAUUUAUGGCACUGGACUUCCUGAUAAAACAGGGAGAGCGGGAAGGGAGUGUUGACGUCAUCAACUGCGUGGCCAGGAUGCGUCAGCAAAGAGUGCAUGUCGUGCAAACAGUGGAACAAUACAUGUUCUUACAUGAUGCAGUGAUUGAAGGUCUGACAGAAGGAAAGAGUGUUGUGACGGCCGCCGAGUUUCCCGAGUAUUACAGUCAUCUAAAACGUCUGAACCCCUCAACCCAAAAGAGUGAAAUAUGGGAACAAUUUCAGCUCAUCAACAAAUUGUCGCCAGAAUUUGACGAGAGACAUUUUAAAACUGCUAAACUGAAGGAAAAUAGAUGUAAAAAUAGAUACAACAAUGUCCUUGCAAGUGAUAACUACAGAAUAUUCAUUUCAAGUGGUGACAGUAAUUAUAUUAACGCCAUUCAAAUCCCGGGCCACAAGAACAGGAAUGCAUUCGCUCUAACACAAAUGCCUUUGGAAAACACUGUCCAAGAUUUCUGGUAUCUGGUUUUAGAGCAGGAUGUGUCCACCAUUGUUAUGAUGAAUUCUUACAAACGUGACAAGAAUGUCGGAAUCUACUGGCCUGAAGACAGGGAGGAAGCGACAUUUGGGCCAAUCAAAGUAAAUCUCUUGGAGAAGGAAACUGGACACUCUCCUUUCCACAUUCUGAAAUUGAAAGUUUCCAACAUUAAGACCAAAGAGGAGAGAGUUUUGAAACAGUUCCAGUGCAAAUUUUGGUCGGAAGAUGCGGUCACGCCUGAGAGACCAGAACCAAUGCUAGAGAUGAUAAAGGAAGUGAAUACUUGGCAACGACAAUUCAACAAUCCUACCAUCGUUGUACAUUGCAUGAAUGGUGCAAAGAAAAGUGGUCUUUUUUGCACCGUCGCCACCGUUAUUGAGAGAUUGCGCACCGAACUGGAAGUUGGGGUUCUGCAGACAAUUGUACAAAUGAGGACUCGUCGCUCUCAAAUCGUAUCUAGUAGGGAACAGCUGAUCUUCUGCUAUGAUGCUGUAUUGGCCUAUUUAGACAUGUUUAAUACUUACGCAAACUUAACCUGAGAAAGACAUCGUUGAAAUGUGUAUAAAUAUGUGAUUUUGUUAUUUAAAUGUUGUAUAAUCAUACUGAAUGUAAAAAUGUGUAUACCGGUAUUAUCAUUUCAAUCAUCCCACUGAAAAUGGCUAUAUUCUAUAUACAUGUUGAAAAUGUAUGAACUUUUUUGAAUUUCACGUUAAGGUUUCUGUUUUUAUAUUCAUACACGGAACAGACGAAAUUGACCGAGUCAACACAUUAUAGUUGCUACAGAGUAUCGUCAUAUCGUACUAUAUUGUGUCAUGAAAUACACAGCGGGCGUGACCGGUCAGCAGAUGAUUUUUACUCUCCUAUGCACCUGACCUUUUCUCUGGUGUUACCGGAGAUCCCUUCCUGUCCUAAUCUCAAUGAACUGAGAACGAUAGUAUUGUUUCGCCGCCAAUCUUCUGGUUAAUUUUUAAUAAUUAUCAUUUUAAAAUUAUUUUUUAUGUCAAUAUAGAUAUUUAAAUUUUCAUAAAAAUUGAUUUAGUUGACAAAACAAAGAGAGAUAACUUUAAUUUGGGUUAAAAUCGCGUCUUUCACAAUAGAAAUUAAAUGGAAAUCCCCCCCCCCCCCCCUCCCAAACACAAAUUCCUUUUUGCAGGUAUUGCAUGUAUAUAUAGUCAUUUAGCAAAUUUAUACCAAAACUUUUGUUGUUUCAUCGGGGGGGGGGGUGGGGGGUGGGGGGUGGGAGGGGGGGAGGGCAUAUGUCUACAGACCAAACUACAGCGAUAAUGUUCACUCUGUGGUAUAUUGCAAAUGAGGUUAAUGUGUAAGAAAUGAAGAUUAACCAUUUUUUUACUCAAUAAUAUCAAAUAAUUUGACAAAUAAAUGGUUCAACGAACACAUUUUCUAACCUCUAAUCAUAAGGAGUUGAAAUUAAGAGCAGUUAAUAAAAAAACACUAGUAUUGAAGUUAAUAAUCAAUAAUCAUUGGAUUCUACUUUCAAUUUAAAACACUAUCAUUAGCCAAAUUGCAAAGCUUUAUAAAAUAUACGAGUUAAAAAUGUAGCCGGGAAUCCAGAGUUAGAGUGCGUAGUUCUUGGUAGACUUGUAGAAUGUAUGAGAUUGGUUAAUUUUCGUAUUAUCUUCCCUUUUUAGCUUACCUGAGCUGAAAGCUCAAGUGAGCUUUUCUGAUCGCCUUUUGUCCGUCGUCUGUUCGUCCGUCUGUAAACUUUUUUUUUUUUUUUACAUUUCCGACUUCUUCUCCAGAACCACUGAACCAAAUAUAACCAAACUUGGCCAAAAGCAUCCUUGGGUAAAGGGCUUUCAAGUUUGUUCAAAUGAAGGGCCAUGCCCCCUUCAAAGGGGGAGAUAAUCACAAAAAUGCAAAAAUAGGGUGGGGUUAUUUAAAAAUCUUCUCAAGAACCACUGAGCCUGAAGAACUGAAAUUUACAUAAAAGCUUCCUGGCAUAGUGCAAAUUCAAGUUUGUGAAAAUCAUGGCCCCUGGGGGUAGGGUGGGGCCAUGAGAGGGGGUCAAAGUUUUACAUACAAAUAUAUAGGGAAAAUCUUUAAAAUCUUCAUCUCAAAAACUACAUGUACUUGGCCAAGAAAGUGGAAAUGUACAUGAAAGCUUUCUGACAUAGUGCAGAUUCAGGUUUGUUAAAAUCAUGACCCCCGGGAGUAAGAUGAGGCCACAAUUGGGGGUCGAAGUUUUACAUACAAAUAUAUAGGGAAAAUCUUCUCUACAACCACGGAGUCAGAAAAACUGAUAUUUACAUGAAAGCUUUCUGACAUCGAGCAGAUUCAAGUUUGUUAAACUCAUGACCCCUGGGGUUAGGAUGGGGCCACAAUUGGGGAUCAAAGUUUUAAAUAAUUAAUAAAUAGGAAAAAAAUCUUUAAAAAUUUUCUCCUUAAGAACAAUUGGGCUAAAGAAGUUUACAUUUGCACAAAAGCUUCCUGCUUUAGUGCAGAUUGAAGUUUGUUAAAAAUCAUGGUCCCCAGGGGUAAGAUGGGGCCACAGUAGGGGAUCAAAAUUUUACAUACAAAUAUAUAGGGAAAAUCAUUAAAAAUCGUUUGAUGAAAAAUUACUCGCCAGAAAAGUUUACAUUUACAUGAAAGCUUCAAGACAUAGUGCAGAUUAAAUUUGGUAAAAAUCAUGGCCCCGGGAGUAGAUUGGGCCACAAUAGGGAUAAAAGUUUUACAUGCAAAUAUAUAGGAAAAAUCAUUAGAUAUGAGCCAAGGUGACUCAAGUGAGCGAUGUGGCCCAUGAGCCUCUUGUUCUUAAUUUUGUCACAAAUCAAACACAUCUUUAAUUUUGUUUCAUGUUUUCAUAUGCUACCAUUCUUUCACGGCACUAAUUUUAAUCAAUAAUAUCGAUUACAAUGCGCUAGCCUACGAGAGGGUCUGUAUGUGAAACGCUGAAGCAAUGUGAAGUAUCGAUCGAAGAACACCGUUUCUCAAUGUUAUAAACAGAAAAAAAUGGCGCUUUACAGACCGUUUCUUACCUCUGAAUUUGCAUUAAUAGCAGUAUUACUAUUAAAUGUGACUGAUGCCACAGUGAAAUUGGAAUUCUGCUCUUUUUUCGGCAACAGGGGGCCCAAGCCUCAAUCGAAUUUACGAAAUUGUACGUGGUAUCAAUCGAAUUCAUGCUGCAUGCAAGAAGAGAUCGAUGCAACUUUUGGAAAGGUGAAACCAUUAAUCGGUGCUUCUCUGCUGUGCCAAAGAUAUACGAACUACCUUAUGUGUUAUAUAUGUGCACCUCAACAAAAUGAGUUCUACAAAUUCGAAAGACUGACUGUGUGUGAAGACUUUUGCGAACAUUGGUUUAAGGCAUGUGGAUCAGCUAUUCUGAAAGGGGUCGUGAUAAAGGAUUUAUACAACAACGGGAGAGCAUUCUGUAAGGGUCGCUCAUUCGAGGUUGACAUUAAGGAAAAUAACAUGUGUUACAGAUUUGACACCAAUCAAGACAAAUCUAGCAAAGGAAAUGUAUUCUUGGUGAAUGAGUUGCUUCGUUUUGUGUGCUUAAUUUCGGUUUUAAAUAGAGUCUUAUAUUGAUUAGUUAAUCCAUUUCAGCCUUUUUACAACGAACAUUAGUAUUGUAGUUUGACGUAUUUCAUUGUUGCAUAUUUCAUAGAUUUAUUUGUCUGUAUAUAUGUACGUUUAAUUAAAAUAUGGUAGAGACUAUAAA